This is a messenger RNA of Lytechinus variegatus (green sea urchin), 430 nucleotides long. Its product is annotated as protein CutA homolog. The transcript is spliced from 3 exons. Lineage: Eukaryota; Metazoa; Echinodermata; Echinoidea; Temnopleuroida; Toxopneustidae. Gene Ontology annotation, biological process: response to metal ion. Bases 42 to 392 code for a protein of 116 amino acids. Gene Ontology annotation, molecular function: copper ion binding. The record is from RefSeq and is a predicted model, not a curated record.
GGAGGCGGUAUUACUCGCUUGAUGGUAUUUGGCCAUGGAAAAUGGCAAGCAGCGAGUCGAGUACGGAGAUCGCGAGCAAGUUGACUGCUGCAUUUGUGACAGUCCCUGACAAAGAAGUUGGUGAAAAAUUAGCCUCAGAUAUUGUUAAACAGAAGUUGGCAGCAUGUGUCAACAUGAUACCAGGUUUGACGUCUGUCUAUGAAUGGGACGGAAAGAUCGAGAAAGACCAAGAAGUGUUAUUAAUGAUCAAGACUAGGAGGUCAAAGAUCGAUGAACUCUCAGAAUAUAUGCGAAAGAACCACCCUUAUGAUGUUGCAGAGGUCAUCAGUCUUCCCAUCGAAAAUGGAAACCUGCCUUAUUUGCAGUGGGUAACUAAAUCUGUACCAGAAUGAGAUGAUAUCUUUCGAUAUCAGGAUAUUCAGGUUCAACA